Pipistrellus kuhlii (Kuhl's pipistrelle) is the source of this 1326-nucleotide messenger RNA. RefSeq names its product MORN repeat containing 3 (gene MORN3). The transcript is spliced from 8 exons. Lineage: Eukaryota; Metazoa; Chordata; Mammalia; Chiroptera; Vespertilionidae. The record is from RefSeq and is a predicted model, not a curated record. Bases 307 to 1140 code for a protein of 277 amino acids.
CGGCCACCAGGCGGGUGCACCUGCCGGCACCCCACUUCCCCGGGGCCCCGGGACUCCCCUCCCGGCCGCGGAGGACCCGCCCCGCCCCCCUCUCGCGGCCCGGCAGGAAGGGGCGGUGCCUGCCGGCGGGCUGUGCUGUAGCCCCGCGUUGUCAUAGCGACCCCGGCCGGGGCCUGGGACCCCGCAGCGCGCUCUGCGGGCUGCGAUUGAGGCGGAGGCGGUGACACCCCAUCCCGCCCAGGGGGGGACCCCGGGUCCAGGCUCCGCCGCCGGGCAGCGCCCUCUGGCCCCGCCGAAGCAGCCAACAUGCCUAUCUCCAAGUGCCCACCCAAGUCCCAGCCCCCGUGGAAGGAAUGGGACCAAAAGGCCCAGAAGAAUGGCCUGAGACACCAGGUCCAUGCUGUCAAUGGUGACCGCUACGUGGGCGAGUGGAAGGACAACAUGAAACAUGGAAAAGGAACACAGAUCUGGAAGAAGAAAGGGACCAUCUAUGAGGGGGACUGGAAGUUUGGGAAGCGAGAUGGCUAUGGCACCCUCAGCCGUCCUGACAAAGAAAAAGGAAAGUACAGGAAAGUAUAUUCGGGCUGGUGGAAAGGCGAUAAGAAAUCGGGCUAUGGGAUCCAGUUUUACGGACCCAACGAGUACUACGAAGGUGAGUGGUGUAGCGACCAGCGCUGCGGGUGGGGCCGCAUGUACUACAGCAAUGGUGACAUCUACGAGGGCCAAUGGUGGAACGACAAGCCGGACGGGGAGGGCAUGCAGCGCCUGAAGAACGGGAACCGCUAUGAGGGCUACUGGCAGGGAGGCCUGAAGAACGGGCCGGGACGAUUCUUCCACCUGGACCACGGUCAGCUAUUUGAAGGCUUCUGGGUGGACAACAUAGCCAAGUGUGGCACCAUGACUGACUUCGGCCGAGAUGAGGCUCCGGAGCCUACCCAGUUCCCCAUUCCUCAGGUGGAAGUUGUAGAUCCCGACGGUGUGCUGGAGGAAGCGUUGGCCAUGGUCAAGAAGAAAGAUGAGCCCAGUGAAGCAGGAACCAAGAGGUCACGAAGAACAAGGAGACCGAUACCAGAGACUCUCAGAGCUUCAGGAGAAAAUCAAGUCCGCAUCAUCCAACUGCUCAAACCGGUGGAGGAGUGAGUGGUGACUCCGGGCACACCCUUGGCAUCCACAGAGAGCACCUCAUCCUCCCAGCACUGGAUCCUCCUUUGUCAAUAGGGGCCAGUGCUUCUCUCCCCAGCUGGCCUUGGGGGUCCUCUUGUUACAGCUUUUAUUCUAGGCCCCUAUCCCUGAGUGCAGGAGAAUAAAGGAGUACGUGGUGGCAUU